GAUGGACGUGGUGAAGGCACAGUAUGGCAUACUGUCUGAGACCGUUAAGCAGGUGUCCUUCCAGGGCCUGCAGGGGGAGCUGCAGAGUUAUUUGGAAAGCCAGCUGGCAGGCGUGCAGAGCCAAGCUCGCAGCCACCUGCAGAAGUCAUAUGCCGUGCACAAAACGGAUGCCAAGAUGAUGGACGUGACCGGCGACACAGAUCACGCUCUACUCGGCUGUCGUAACGCAUGUGGCCCUGAAGAGUACUGCAAUUUUCAAAUGCAGCCGUCGCAGUGCCAACAGUGCACCAUGUGUCCACCUGGGUUCUUCCUGGUGUCACAGUGUUCACCCAAUGCUGACAGGAUUUGCCAGGACAGAGAUGAAUGCUUGGAAAUCCCAACCUUGUGUGGAGAGAGAGUGAAAUGCCUCAAUACACCAGGUGGUUUCCGGUGCUUGGGUGUGUCUGAAAGAGACAUCUCAUCAGGCCUGUGCGGUCACGAGUACUUCUACAAUCAGGAGCUACAAGAGUGUCAAGCAUGUUCAGACUGUGAUGGACAGCCCAUAGCCGUUCCAUGUAGCACCAUGAGUGACUCUGUAUGUGGAGUGAUCUCAGAAAAUGUAUUCUCCAAGUCCUGGUCUGCCGCGGUCACGUUACCUUCAGCUCGAUCAAAAAGCAGUGCUGUGUUCCCAGGUCUGCAGCUGAGUGUAAUGGGAAAGGAGGGAAGCGAUCUUUUGAUCAACCGAGAUGGUUCCAUCAGCCUCCAUCAGCAUGGUUUACUCUGGCUGGAUCACAACUUUGCCUUGAAGCACAGCUGCCGCAACUUCCUGCAGGUUGGUGUGAGGCUUAGUGGUGGCAGUGAGGAGGAAGGUCGCGACCUCAGUGGUGUACGGGUGGAGCAGCCAGAGAGGAAGCACUUCCAGGGUGUGAGUGUGAGUGCAGCUGCUGAGGUGGAGCCCAACCAGACUCUGUGGCUGCUGCUCAAAAGCCCAAACCAGCACUGCAACCAGAGCAAAGAACUGCAGCUUUAUGAGCUCGGAUCUUCCGCUUUCAGCCUGCUCUGGCUGUCACAUGACACCGGGGCUGUCGCAAUGACUGCUCAGACGUCUACGGCACCUCACUACCAUGGUAACUAUCGGCCAUCCUUUCGUGUUGCUACUGUCUCUGACCCCUAUGUAGUGGCAUUGACUCAUGACAGCCGUGGAAUUCGCUUCACUGAGCGAGGAAUUGUCAAGUUUGUCCUGCAGCAGGCACUCUACUCCAUGGGCCACACUUGCAUUCGUGAAGGCUUCUCACUAGUCGCCUACAUUAAUACAAAUGGGACCAACCAGGAAGUAAAGCGCUCAUUUAAAUCUGGAGUCAACUAUAGGGACACCUCCAUCACCUUGUCUGCUACUACCAUCGUGGACUCGGGUGACUGGCUAAACUUUGAGAUCCUCACUCCGUCACAGUGCAAUGUCCGAUACUUUGGAGACAGCUCUGGAAUUAGCAUGCUAAGUCUGCUCUGGAUUCCAGCAGCCAUUUCCUCAUCUCUAAUGGCCACCGUGUCCAGGACAGGCCUUCCAUCUGGAGCUGUGAGGAACAAACCUUUGUUGUUUCAGCAGGUUGGUCCGGAUGCUGAACACAUCCGGCUUGCUGGCACAGGACACCAACACCCACAAAGGAAUUUUGUUUUCCAAGAAGCUGGGACAGUCAAUGUGGCACUCACUGUGAAGCUCAUUCACUCGUGCAACGUGGUGAAGCUGGUGCUACAUCAGCAGGGCCAGGACAGGACGAAUUCAGCUCCUUUGGCACAGCAGGUCGGGGGUCAGAUGCCCGAAGGUAGCGAAUGGACCAGUGUUGGUGUCAGAGCGUCUUUCGAGGUCCAGAACGGCACAGCCAUUUACAUCACGCUGGACUGUAUACGUGGACGCAUCAAUCAAAUCACACAUGAUGAAGGCACCAACAUUUCCAUCCUCUGGGUGGCUGCGUGAGACCAGGAUUUCACAUCUCCUCAUUCUUGCUCUUGUUAGGAACAGGUGCUUUCAGAAAAUCAUGGCCUUUGUUAUUGUAUGCACAGAAAAACGAGGCACACUUUACAAUGAAUUCCUUAUCUGUGGCUGCAAUUUACCACCAUUUGUAAUGAAAAGAAAUAUAAUAAUAUAAUAAUAUAAACAGAAAAUGGUGCUUUAAGAAAUGUCUUCUGGUCAAAACUGAACAAAUGUUUGGCAGGGUUAACAUUCAGUAAUUUGGAAAUAUGAUACCUAUAAUGAAAAGGUGCUAUUUAAAUCGAGCUAUAUCCUCUGUUUAUUUGUCGUUUGAUGUUUAUUGCAAUGUUGUUUGUUUAUCGAGUUAAUUGUGUCUGUGUUUAUUUUGCUUAAAGGUAGACUGCCUUUCAGGUUUUUCAAGUGGAGGUCAUAAAAAUAAUUUCCCCCAGACACCCAAUUAUUUUUGUUUAGUGGACCGAAAGCUACUGAAUUCAUUUCACAGACUUCCAAUUUUAUUAGGUUUAUGU
Neoarius graeffei (lesser salmon catfish) is the source of this 2472-nucleotide messenger RNA. RefSeq names its product NELL (neural EGFL like) family member 3 (gene nell3). Bases 2 to 1951 code for a protein of 649 amino acids. The record is from RefSeq and is a predicted model, not a curated record. The transcript is spliced from 3 exons. Gene Ontology annotation, molecular function: calcium ion binding; protein binding. Lineage: Eukaryota; Metazoa; Chordata; Actinopteri; Siluriformes; Ariidae.